This is a messenger RNA of Ctenocephalides felis (cat flea), 1312 nucleotides long. RefSeq names its product queuine tRNA-ribosyltransferase accessory subunit 2-like. NCBI's taxonomy places the organism in Eukaryota, Metazoa, Arthropoda, Insecta, Siphonaptera, Pulicidae. The record is from RefSeq and is a predicted model, not a curated record. Bases 119 to 1312 code for a protein of 397 amino acids. The transcript has 8 exons. Gene Ontology annotation, molecular function: tRNA-guanosine(34) queuine transglycosylase activity.
CUAAAAAUGUCAAUACAAAAAUACUCGAAUGUACAGGCGGCUCAAUUAUAAUAAUAAAAAUAAGUUAAAAGUGAUAUAAAAUAUAGUUAUAAAUAAAAUAAAACAAGAAAAUUAGUGAAUGAAAAUGAAAUUUGUUAUAAAUCACCUUAAUCAAAAAGCCCGUACGGGUUUUUUGAAAGAAAUAGAAAGCAUGCCAGGAGUAGUUUACGAAACGCCGUUGUUAUUACAUUAUACAAAAGGUGCUAAUUUACCCCACAUCACGAGGGAAGUAUUUGAAAUGAUUACAAAAAAUCCAGAAGCUAUCAGCGUAUCAUUAACAAGUACUAUGACAUUUUUGAAGUCUUUGGAAGAUUUUAAAGACGGCAUUGCUAAAUUUGCAGCUAUGGGAGACUGCCUUACUUAUUUAUCCUUUCAAGACACUGGUGUAAAAUCAGUGGAAGGGCACAGUGAUAAAAAUAAUAUACCAUUAUGGACUAGACAUGGAAAAGUUCUGUUAGAUCCUACAAAAUAUAUAGAUAUAAUUUCAAAAUUUAAACCAGAUAUUUAUCAUACACUUUGUGAUGACAACACUGGACCAAAUAGUAGUGAAAAGCUUUUAACAAAAGCUGUUUCGAAAUCUAAUGAAAUGUUCAACAAAUGCAUGGAAUUGCAUGUUGAUAACAAAUGGCUAAUGCAAAAUUGUUUUGUCUUAGCUGCAGUAACCGGAGGAUACAGCAAAAACCAUUGUGAAAAUAGUUUGAAAUGUAUUUUGGAAUCGAAGUAUUUUUCAAGUGUAGGAGGAAUAUUGAUUAAUGGUCUUCAAGCAAAUGGACCAUUUAAUGAAAAUCUUUGCAAUGAUGAUUUUUAUAAAAUCAUAGAAUAUGUAAUUUCAAAUUCACCACCUUCAUUACUACGGUCUGUUAGUGGUUCCUUUCCACCAAUAAUUAUUAUGAAAUUAAUAUCUCUGGGAAUUGAUGUUUUCGACACAAGUUAUGCAAAUAAUGCUACAGAAAGAAAUUGUGCCUUAACAUUCAGUUUUGAACCCAAAAAUCAAAAUGGGAAUGAAGCAGAAAUAAAUUUGGCUGAUGAUAAGUAUAAAGAAGAUUUCACACCCUUAUUGAAAGAUUGCCAGUGUUUAGCUUGUACCAAACACACAAAAGCCUAUGUAAACCAUUUAACGGCUACAAAAGAGUUACUAGGAUCAGUUUUACUAGCAAUACAUAAUACACAUCACUAUAUGAAGUUUUUUGAAACAAUCAGAAAAAACAUCAAUGAAAAUAAUUUUGAUAGCCUAAAGCAACACAUUGAAAUGCAGUAUGAAAAAAAUAGUUAA